Messenger RNA from Eublepharis macularius, 1850 nucleotides. RefSeq names its product solute carrier family 2 member 2 (gene SLC2A2). The record is from RefSeq and is a predicted model, not a curated record. Gene Ontology annotation, molecular function: hexose transmembrane transporter activity. Gene Ontology annotation, biological process: monosaccharide transmembrane transport. Lineage: Eukaryota; Metazoa; Chordata; Lepidosauria; Squamata; Eublepharidae. The coding region runs from base 213 to 1754 and encodes 513 amino acids. Gene Ontology annotation, cellular component: brush border; membrane. The transcript has 11 exons.
CCAUUCCGACUGUCUAUGACCAAUGGCCCCUCCUCCUGCACCAGAAGAGUCAUAAACUUCAUGGGAAGGAAGAUGCCUGCUUGGUUCUCUCAAGUGACACACUAAGUAGGGCAUAAAGAAACCUUUUGUCGCACAAAUUACUGUUAGCACAUUGCUGCAAGCUUUUGGGCUAAGUGGAUCUCCUCACCGUUCAGGAGAGACUGUGAGGAAGAAUGGGGAAGAAACCUAAAAUAAAACAGAAACUGUACCUCACAGGAUCCUUGAUUUUUGCAGUUUUCACUGCAGUCCUGGGCUUCUUCCAGUAUGGAUACUGCAUUGGAGUUAUCAAUGCCCCCCAAAAGGUCAUAGAACUCCACUAUGCUAGAGUGCUGGGCAUUUUACCUGCAGAAGACAGUACUUCAGGAUCAAACUCAACAAAUGCCCCACCUGCAGACAUCGGGAAAGAUCCUAAAAUUACUAUGUAUUGGUCCAUGUCUGUGGCGACAUUUGCUGUUGGUGGAAUGAUUUCUUCCUUUGCAAUUAGCUGGGUUGGAGACAAGAUGGGAAGAAUUAGAGCCAUGCAAUUGCUGUGUUUGCUAUCAAUCAUCGGGAACGUCUUUCUGGGUGUGGCAAAGAUGGGCCCCUCCCAUAUCCUUAUCAUUGCAGGACGAUUAAUCACAGGACUGUAUGGCGGGAUCGUGUCAGGAAUUGCCCCACUGUAUGUUGGGGAGAUAGCACCUACUCCCCUUCGAGGAGCACUGGGAACAUUUCACCAGCUUGCCAUAGUUAUAGGUAUUCUCAUCAGCCAGGUCCUCGGCCUGCACUUCCUGCUGGGGAAUGAAACUUUGUGGCCCCUGCUUCUCGCCCUGUCCGGUAGUGCUGCUGUGUUUCAACUUCUGAUGCUGUUUCUUUGCCCGGAGAGCCCAAGGUAUCUGUACAUUAAAGAAGGGAAGCAGGAUGAAGCCAAAAAAAGCUUGCUGUGGCUGAGAGGAAACUAUGAUCCUACUGCAGAGCUGGAAGAAAUGGAGAGAGAAAAAGAGGAAGCCUCCAAAGAGAAACCCAUUUCCAUUUUGCAGCUCAUCACUUCCACCACCUACCGGCAGCCGUUCGUGGUAGCCAUCAUGGUUCACCUCGCACAACAAUUAUCCGGGAUCAAUGCCAUCUUCUACUACUCUACGGACAUUUUUACUGAAGCUGGAGUCAGCGAACCUAUUUAUGCUACCAUCGGUGUGGGUGCUAUAAACACUUUGUUUACUGUUGUUGCUCUCCUUCUGGUAGAGAAAGCGGGGAGGCGUGUCAUGUUUCUUGGUGGGAUGUUUGGAAUGUUUGUGUGUACAGUCUUAAUGACAGUUGGACUCAAAUUUCAGAACACAUAUUCUUGGAUGAGCUACAUCAGCAUGCUGGCCAUCUUCAUCUUUGUCAGUGCAUUUGAACUUGGGCCCGGACCUAUUCCCUGGUUUAUUGUGGCUGAGCUGUUCAGCCAAGGCCCUCGACCAUCUGCAGUCUCAUUGGCUAGCUUCUCCAACUGGUUCUCCAACUUCCUGGUCGGGAUGUGCUUCCAGUAUAUUGCUAAGCUACUUGGACCAUAUGUAUUUCUGAUCUUUGCUGGUAUGAUCGUUGCCUUUAGUUGUUUUAUAUACCUCAAAGUGCCAGAAACAAAAGGAAAGUCAUUUGAAGAAGUUGCAGAAGAGUUCCGUCGCAUGAAGAAGGCAUCUGGCCGAGACUCCAAAACUGCUACUGAAAUGGAACAUUUGGGAGGCAACCCACAAGCAUAAAGCCCAGGAAGACAGGGAACAUGUAUCCAUUACUCAUACUUCUGGGCGAAGUUUUGGAGAACGCAUUUCUUUAAAAUGUAAAAAUGUGGAAAUUGA